Messenger RNA from Dunckerocampus dactyliophorus (ringed pipefish), 10669 nucleotides. It is a transcript of the gene carmil3, whose product is annotated as capping protein regulator and myosin 1 linker 3. Gene Ontology annotation, cellular component: plasma membrane; lamellipodium. NCBI's taxonomy places the organism in Eukaryota, Metazoa, Chordata, Actinopteri, Syngnathiformes, Syngnathidae. The record is from RefSeq and is a predicted model, not a curated record. The coding region runs from base 349 to 4599 and encodes 1416 amino acids. Gene Ontology annotation, molecular function: protein binding. Gene Ontology annotation, biological process: cell migration; regulation of Arp2/3 complex-mediated actin nucleation. The transcript has 39 exons.
UGACGUCCCGCCUUUUAAUUAAAAUGAUAUUAUAAAAAAAUACACUUUAAUCAAUGGCCGUUAAAGUUAGCUGAUAUAAUGAGGUAUUUGGGAGCAUGCGAUGCAUAAAUCUACCCUGAUUGCUUGCUCUCCCUCAGUCCGCCCCCCCCACUCUCUUUCUCUCCCUCAUACAAGUGUUCACUUGCAAGCGUUUCCACCAGUGCGCACCACAGCAGCGCUUCUCUUCACAGCUCCUGGUGGCUCAAAAGAGGGGGGCGGUGAAAGGAAAGCAGAAAACACGUUUGAGGACAUUUGGGACAUUUUCGGGAGUCGCCGAGGAAGAGCCUUUCGGAGCUUUUGGAGCGCGCCAUGGCCUCCAAGGAGACCACAGCGUCGGCUUUUGCCAGCGUCAGCAGGGAAAUCACAGAGAGCAUCAGGAAGGUGCUGGACAAGCAGGCCAUUAAGUUUGUGCGAGCCAUCAAACAGGACGCCAGGAGCGGUAAAUCAGAAGACCGGAUUCUGGUCCUGGCAACAUGGAGACUGUAUCUCUUUGCUGUCAAAGUGCCCACCAAGGUGGAAGUCACGUUCAACUUCUUGGAAAUCCGUGCAAUGAACACAUAUCAAGAGCAUCAGGUUGUAAUCGAUACAGACAAGACCACCUAUUCGCUGAGACUGGAGACCCAGGACCAUUUGGAUCACAUGGUCAGUCACAUCAACCACGCCCUCUCCAGAGUCUUCAACAACUCCAUUUAUGCUCCGCCAAUUUGUCGAGCAGAAGGUGACAUCAGUGAUGGAAUUCACCAGUUUUCACCAAUGUCCGAAUCCCCGUUAGACCCCCAGAAGACCUGUGGAGGAUUUUCUGAGACGUAUGCGGCGCUUUGUGACUACAAUGGCAUUGGAUGCAAAGAAGAAGUGCAGUGGGAUGUUGACACCAUCUACCACUCCCAGGACAACCGGGAAUUCAAUUUAAUGGAUUUCAGCCACCUUGACAGCAGGGAUCUGGCUGUGAUUGUGGCAUCCAUUGCGUACAACACCUGGUUCACCAAGCUGUACUGCAAAGACAUGCGCAUUGGAUCAGAGGUGGUGGACCAGGUCCUUCAUGCAGUCAGCAAGUCCAACAGUCUGGAAGAACUCACUCUGGAAAAUGCUGGACUGAAGUCGGAUUUUCCCCAGAAAAUGGCUUCAGCACUCUCAGAGAACCCAGCCUCCAUGAUUCACUCUCUCAACCUGGCUCACAACACGCUUGACAACCAAGGAGUUUCCAACCUGAUUCAACAAGUGUGUCGGCUCAACAAGGGCCUCCGCCUCCUGAAUCUCUCCAAGACCUCCUUGUCCUCCAAAGGUGUGGUGUCUCUGUCCCAGGCAUUGUGUUCAAGUGACGAUUACUCCAACUCUCUGCUGCACCUGGACCUGAGUAAAAACCCCGGGGUUCUGUCAGGAGAGGAUGCCACAAAUCUCUACCUGUUCCUCGCCCAGCCCAACUGUCUAGUCCAUUUGGACUUGUCUGGAACGGACUGCACAGUGGACUCGUUGUUUGGAGCCUUGCUGAGAGGCUGCUGUGCUGACCUUUCCUAUCUGAACCUAUCCAAGAACUGCUUCUCGCACAGGAAAGCCAGAGAUUCACUGCCAACUUUUCGCCAGUUCUUCAGCUCUGCAUUCAGCCUGACUCAUGUCAGCCUGGCGUCCAUGAAGGUUCCUCCUGAUUGGCUGAGGGCUCUGUUCUUAGGCCUGUCCAACAACCCUCACAUCGCUGAUCUGCAGUUGGACAUCAGCGGCUGCGAGUUGAGGUCUGCAGGUGCCGGUGUUAUCCAGGAACUUUUUCCAAGGGUUUCGUGUGUCGGGACGUUAGAUAUCUCAGAUAACGGCUUGGAUUCUGACUUGCUCGCUGUCAUCCCUGCAUUCUCAAGACACCCCUCCCUCAAACACCUGAUGCUGGGGAAGAACUUCAACAUCAAGGGCAGGGUUCUGGAUGAAAUCCUGCAGAAACUGGUUCAUUUGGUGCAAGAGGAAGAGUGUGUUUUGCAGUCUCUGUCCUUGGCUGAUUCGCGGCUCCGCCAGAGGGGCACAGUGCUGGUCAACGCUCUGGGCUCCAACGCAUGCCUGCGCAAGGUGGACCUGAGCGGCAACGGCCUGGAAGAUUCUGGCGCCAAGAUGCUCAGCAAAGCCCUGCAAAUUAACACAACGCUCAGGAGUGUUACAUGGGAUCGCAACAACACCACAGCAUCAGGGUUCCAAGAUGUGGCAAGAGCGCUGGAGCACAACUUUACGCUGCAGUACAUGCCCCUGCCCCUCAGUGAUGUCACUCAGGCGUACCGCAGCGCCCCAGAGAGGACAGACCAAGCUCUGACCAAGAUCCAGCGUGCCCUGCUGAGAAACAACCAGACCCAGCGUUUCUCUCAGAAGCAGGCCCUCAGGCUGCACCAGGGUCUCGUCACCAGCACAGCUGAGCAGGUGAUGGAGCGUUUGUGUGUGCGGGUGCAGCAGCAGGUUUGUGUCCUGAAAGGCUCCGAGGAAGCAGAGGAAGUCCAGACAGCCAGGCAGAUCCUGAAGGAAGCCAGGAACUCGAGAGCUUUGUAUCCGUCCUUGUGCGAGUUGGCCCAUGUGCUGUCAGUGGACGGCCCCAUCAGACAACGACUGGACACUUUGGUGGGGGAGCUGGCGAAGGCUGCCGACAAAGAACUGCAGGUGGUGGUGGACUCCAUGGUGUCCCUCUGCCGGGAGUUGUGUCCCAUGUCCUGCUCAGCUGCCGAGAGACUCAGCCCGUCUCUUUCAUCCAUUUCCGAGCAGGUUUUGAUCCCUCGCUCGGCCAUUCGCAACGCCCUCAUGGAAAGAGCGUCGGAAGAUAUUAACAGAGCCCUCGAGGAGGUGAAGUUGUCUGUGGUCUCCUAUUUAACCAACUCCAUUGUGGAUCAGAUUCUGCAAGAACUCUACACCACGCAUAAAACACUGGUACUGCUGCGGCAGGUGUCUCAGACAAAGCGUUGGGACAAUGCGGGGACAGGAAGACAUACAAUCAGACAGUCCAGGAUCAUGGAGUCUCUGGAAUUCCCUGAUGAGGACGUGGGUGUCACCUUGGGAAUAGACACUAUGGCUAUUAAGAAGCGGAGCUCCAGAACCAGAAGAAUCCGUCCUGUCUCCACCAGACCAAGUCUCGGAGAUGAACCCAAUUCCUCCCCAAUCCCUUCUGCUCCUCCACCCUCUGCCCAUCUUCCCCACUCCGCAUCGUGGGAGUGUCUGUCCACCCUUCCUACCAAUGGCUCGCCCUUACGCCACGUGACCCAUGUAAGGCCCCGUCCUCCGCGGAGACACAGGGCAGGGCACCUUCCCCCUGAAUUUCCUUGCUCUGAGAAUGGAGGGGUCAGUGUCCUGGAGGAUGGACUGCCGGACUUCUACAGCAAGAGAGUCCUGCCUGACAGUCAGCUGUCAUCCAUCCAUCAGGCCCAGUCACUGAGGAGGAAAAAGAGACGCAGCGUGUUGUCCAUUUUUUCCGGUUUCCGUAGGAACCGCAAUUCCACCAUAUCCAACCAGGAGUUGGACAGCACCGCAGAGAACGUCUACUCAAUGAUUCAGCACCCAAAGGACGCAGGGAGGACAGAUAAUACCGUGCAUGGCGCAAAUGGGGCCAUGCCCUCGCCUCGCGUAGGACAGGGUGGUCCCGUGCAAGACCUGAGGCCCACCAGCCCCUCCUGCCUCAUCCAGCGACAGUCCACCGAUCUGGUCAGUAUGGUGUACAGCUGCAUAGGCGCUGACAUUGAGGAAUCGGACACCAGCAGCACCUGUGACAUGAAAACAAUGGAUCAAGACACUGACAGGUCAACCGGCGCCUUGGAGAUCCCGGCAGACAACGGGCGCAUGGCGUCCUCCAAGCAGCUGGUGGAGAUAGGCAGGCAGGAGAGGAUCGUACCGCUGACUGGCCUACAAAGUGACAUGGAUGAGGACACACACGGUGGCGACAAAGGAGGAAGCGGAGCUCCUUGUGGUCCAAGGCCGGAGCCUCCACCUCAGUGCACCAAGCCCAGUCUUGCUGCUAUGCGGCAGAGACACCUGCAGGAGAGUUUAGAGGCAGGAAGGCUUGAAGCAGAAGAACAGAAUGAAAGAAAACGUGAGGGGAAAGAAAAAGCACGAGGACCAGAAGGGCAGCGUCCUCUCAUUCCUGUGAAGCCCAGUCUCGACCUCUCAAGAGACAAAACCUCUCCAGAAAAUGCCAAGAUCUCUCCCAAAAUCUCACCUGUCAGUCAAGAAGGAGCUGAGCCUGUCAGUCAUGACGUUGUCACCAAUGAGAGGAGCCUGCCAGUAUCAGCCAAGCCUCAAAAGGAUUCAGCUGCUGACCCUGCUCUUAGUGAAGAUAAUAAUGAAGGUCGCAAUGGAUUCCCAGAUCUAUCACGCAGCACAAGGAAGUCCAACUCGUUUGACACAGGCAUGGAGCAGGGAAGUCACAACGAUCUGGAAAGGUUUUCAGAUCCUAGAUUCUCUGUGAGAAAACCUUAUUUCCCUCGGCACAGAAACAGAUCUCUGGACUACCCCGCUGGGACCAGGUGUAUGUAUCUGUUUGCCUUCCUGCAUGUAACAGUUUGCAAAACCGUUGAUGCUGAAUCCACAGAAAAACUGCUCAAAAAAUAAAAAGGAACAUACAGUCAAGUCGUUCCCUGCGGCAUCAACCUGCCCAGUUAGGAAGCAAUAACAAUGGUGAAUCAUUUCCAACCACUCCUCUGGGAUGACACAUCUCUGCAGUGUGGCGAGAGGGUUAGCAGACACUCCCUGCACAGUUUUAAGAGCAUGGAGGCGACACCAGUAUGUGCAAGGGGUUAAAAGGAAAGAAAAAAGCUCUGCAAAUUGACUUUCUGCAGGCCACUCUUGUUUCGGCCCAACCUGUCAGAAACAGACUCCAUGAGGGUGGUAUGGGCCUACCUGCCUCAGAUUACCAUUUGCCAGAGAACACCAGAACUGAAAGAUUCACAAGUCAUAGCCAUGAGAGAGUCGGGAGUCACUGGAGAUAAGUUCCGCUGUCUACAAUAUCUACCCGUUUGAAGGUGGGUCGGUGAUGGUCUGGGGAGGCAUUGGCCUUGGAGGAACCGUACAAACCUCAGUAUGGAAGCCAGAGGUACCUUGAGUGUUGGUCAUAGACACUCGGAUUUGAUCUUCAAACCUACUGACAGACAGUUCCUUCUGGUGCUGGAGUGUCAGCAGUAUUGGGAUGACAAAAGCACUGAUUAAAGACUAAAGACUAGUUACUGGGCAGACUAUUCCGCAUUCCAAUGGCCAGAUUUCUUCUCGGCAGACACUGUGAGGGCCAGAUCUGUUAAAAAAAAAAAAAAAAAAAAAAUUGUUGUUGGCAUCCAUCAGUCUCGGAAGACUGGUAGUUGCGCAUUGCAUUAGUCUGUCAUGAGGUUGCAAACCCUACUGUGACUGUGCAGUCCAAUCCUGUGCUGGUCUGGGUGCUGCUGGGUGCCCUUUGCUCAGUUCUGCUUUUUCGAUACCGCCUUCACGGUGGACCGCCGGUCCUAUGUUUCCGGGUCUGCCGGAUCGAUGCCGCCUGCCCUCAGAUCACGCUUACAGACGAAAGGAUUUCUGCGUCAAUGUUGUGAUGUUUAUUCUAAAAGUGCGUUUCGGUGCUGCCAACUCUUUCGAUUCUGCGGAAGACUCCCGGAAAUUUCUUGUCUACCGACACCCAGCCUGAAGCUAUAAAACAUCCGGAUUGUGAGAUGUUUUUAUGUGGAUAUCAAGUACCAUAUCUUUUGCGCAGACAUUGAAUGGAUGACUAGAAGGUGGUCGAUCAGCAAUCCCUUUAUUUAAACCAACAGGUUACUUUUGACACAGUCAGGAUUCUGGAAGAUCUGGGUUCAUAUCUCCAUUUGGGCAUCUCUGUGUGGAGUUUGCAUGUUCUCCCCGUGCGUGUGUGGGUUUUCUCCGGGUUCUCCGGUUUCCUCCCACAUUCCAAAAACAUGUACUGUAUGUUAGGUUAAUUAGCGACUGUUCCUGAUGUGGUUUUACACAUCACAUAAUAAAUAAAUAAAGAGCAUUUCAUCGCUAUAAUGUACGACGACCAACCACCAUCCACCCCACCAGCCGGUCCGUGGGUCCAAAAAGGUUCAGGACCACAGUUCCAUGUGAUGUGUACACCUCGCUGUUGCCCCCUGCAGAGUGGAGGAAGUACUGCACCAACGGUCACUUCUGGAGUUAGACUGAAAGGUUUACGUUAUUUGGAUGAUGUUUGGCAGGCCAAAUGAAAAGCUUUGGCGUGCCAAAAAUGGCCUGGGGCCACCUGCUCAAGCGCAUCAUGUGCAUUCACUGUCACCACGUUGCACCGCAGAAUGUCCAAGAGAGGUCCUGAUUCACUUCAGUCAUGAAAUCCCCAAGGAGACCAUCCAUUGUGAAACCAGUCCUCAGAUUUAUUACACUAUGGAAUCAACAAAGAUGGCAUUCAUCUAAAUCUAGCACGUGUGUUUAAGUGUUCCCUUUAUGUUUUUGAGCAGUUUAGUUUAGGUUUUCCAACAUUUAUUGAUUCUAAAGCCUGUUAUCUUAGUCGAUUAAUCUGUUGUAAUUAAGCUUGUUUCAAUUAAUCGAGUAAUUGGGUUAGACCCUAGACGGACCGCAUUAAUAUGAAGCCAGAGCAAACACUUGGUAGUUUGGUCUGCGACAUAUCAAGCAAAAACAUUGAUCACUGUUUUCCAGAGUCAAAGUAGAAGUGUUUAUUUUGCCCAAAACACAAAGAUAGUAGGUCUGCUUUCAUAGAUGACUAAGGAAAUGGAAAACGUUCACAUUGGAGAGGCAGAAAUCGGAGGAUAUUUACAUUUUUACAUCAAAAAACAAUCAAAAACCAAAAUAGUUGUCGAUAAUUGAAUAAUUGAUAAUCGAUUUAAUUGUUGCACUUGCAACUUUUUCUAUAUGUGUAAUCAUUUUAAUGGUCCUGUACGUGGAUGACUCACUCCACACUUACUGAACACAUGCAGUUUUGUUUUUCUGGUUAUGUCACGUCACAGUUGGCAGCUGGAGUCUCUCGCUAUUCAGAACUUCAGCGUUCCUCGGAGAGGAAAAGUCUUUUCUCAGCUCUGCUUUAACGGCAUCUGAUUGCUUUUAGAUACAGUGUUCUAUUAGUGCGGUAAUUGGCAGGCAUGGCUUCAUGAUUCACAGUCACUUUUUUUUCUUUUUUUUUUUUUUACGCUGAGCUGUCAGGCCUUGAAGAUGAAAACCUCUGCAAUAGAUUUCAAGGGCCACUAAUCACACGACUGCAAAUGAUCUCUGUGGGUAAUCUGGAAGUACGCAUCCAAAGUCUGCAGGGGACUCAAUCCAGUCAAUUCAAAUCAGUAUAAAUAACAGUCGAACUGUCACUAGAAAAGCUGUUAUUGAAGAAUGUGUGAAACACCGUGACUGGUGCAGUUUCAAGUUUGGAUGUUUGGGCAGCUUGUUUGUACUGGAAAAAAAAAAAAGUUACUGACAGUGGAAAACGUAUCAAAACUAACACAACACACACUGAUUAUGCAGGCAUCAAACUAAACACACACUAAUAUACAAGCAAAACAAUACUGUAUAUUAUACACAUGUAUAACCCGCAAGGCAUGCUGGGUCAUUUCCAGAAAUAGUAUUGCUUAGCGUGUGUGAUUCACUGCGUGUAAAGAACACCUCCUCGAGCAACUUGUAGUUUGCCUUUGACUACUACAUGUCAAGCUUUACCAACGCAGGGCAAAAGAGAAGGGUUUUCUACCAAUAAACGUCCUAAUUAUGGAUAUUAUAAGCAAAAAAUGGGUUCAGAUUGUGAAUAUGCAGGGAUCCACUGUGUAUAAAAUGACUCUCGGACAGUAGUGAAAUGAAUUAUGUAUAUGAAUGCAUUAAGAUACAAAUGCAUUCAUAUACAUAAUUUCCCGAGUGUGUGGGUGUGUGUCUUUCUGACUUCCUGUUGCUGCUGGCUCCUUUGUCCAGGUGCAUGACUCAAUCCUGGAAAAUGGGUACAACAAAGUGUUAGAUAUUACUACAAUUGCUCACAUAUUCCAAUAAAGUAAUCCCUCGUUUACCGCAGUUAAUUAGUUCUUUAUAAAUGGAAUAUUUUCAUAGUUAGAGUGUAAAAAACCUGUUUAAGACCUUCUAAAUACGGUUUUUAACAUCAUAAGAGCUCUCCAGACAUGAAAUAACACUCCUAUGGUCACCUUUACACUUCUACUAACCAAUAUAGUACAUAAUAAGACACAUAACAGAUCAUUUUUCUACUCAUCUCAUUAAUGUUACAUUACUGACACCUACUGACCAAAGUAGAAUACUACAUACCAUCACAAAUAGGGAUGUCCCAAUCCGAUCUUCAGGAUCAGCUGCCGAGCCGCUGUAUUUUGCACUCCCAUUUCUUCCAGCUGUAUCUUUUAUUGGAUGGGCUUUUAUUGGAUCAGGGACCUGACUCACAGAGGUUUGAUCCAAAAGCCAAAUAAUAUUGUAGGUCAUGCCGUGUAAUAAAAAAGCAAAUUCAAAAAUACUUCAGUUGCAUCAUUUUUAAUGCUCUGAAGAGCUAUUUUCAUAACCAUAUUCAAUUCCACAAAUUCAUCCAUCCAUUUUCUAUGUCACUUCUCCUCAUUCGGGUCGCGGGGGUAUGCUGGAGCCUAUCCCAUCUGAUUUCAGGCAAAGGCGGAGUAGACCCUGGACUGGUCUUUGAAUGCAUCUUCUGAAUAACUUAUUUGUAUUUUAGUUUCUAGUCAUUUUUAUGCUUGAAAAUGCUCGAUAUGGCAAAAAAUGUCAAAUGUGCUUGUAUAUGCAUUUUUCUAAUAAUUGGCCAUAUUCAGCCACGAAACAGCGAUGAUUAACACAAGUGGCGAGGGACUACUGUAUGCACAGUGAGAGUUAAUAACGCCCGUUUAGUGGCAACUUUAUGCAACGCUAUUUACAUUACAUGCAGUGCAUAUGAUAUGAUACUCAAUCAGCUUUCAGUGACGAUGUGUUUGCUUUUUUAGGUUAUGAAGGUCCCCACCUUGGUAACAAAGAUGCUUUAUGACGUUAAACAUGGGCCAGGUGAGGUUUGCCUGGAAACCAAGACUGGAAAACCGAGGAUUGGUGCUGACCAACACCCUGGAGUCAAUGUUUUUUGGGGCUUUUUUGUAAUUAUUACUUUUUAAAUUAAUGUAAGGAAUUGUUUGUGAGUGUGCUUUUAUUGUGUGUGUUUUUUUUCCAUGUUAAAGUGAUGGCACUCGUUAGAGGGAAUUUUAAAAAUGCACUUUUCGUACAGUUAUAGUUCCAUGCUGUCUCCACCGUUAUUUUAUGCACUGAAGCGAAAUGAUUUCAAAAAUAGUUUCCUGUCCCCUGCCUGUCGUUUACUGACAAUCUGCUAAAAAGCUGCGUUUGUACGCGUAUUUAUUCUAAUGGAGGAUGAACAUACAUCUGCACUAACCGUUGUGGUAAAUGUACCGGUGAACAAUCAGGAUCAUUUAUCAUGUAUCCAUCGCUAUGCAUUAUUGUAUGCGUUUUAUGGAGAACUGUAUCGUAAUGCACUUAGCUGUCUGCUCUCCUCAAAGCUAUUGAAGUCAGUUGGAUGAUCACUCAGUAGUUUUAAUCUCAUUUUACAGGGAGGAAAAUGGUUAUAUUUUUUGAAAAUGCUUCGGUGAAACAUAAUGAAUAAAAAUGAAUUUACACAAAUAUCUCUGAUGCCUUUAUUUGCCUUUGAAUGUAGGUUUUGGUGCCUCGUACAGUAUUUAGUCAUUUUGGGACUCUCUGUAUUGCACUGACACUUUUUUUUUAUUCUUUACAAAAGGUGAGUAUGAGCACACUUUUUCCCUGCUGCUUAAGUCGCUAGUUACACUGCCAUGUUUAUAUACCUCCCCAAAAAUUAUUUUAGAUACAGCGAGUGAAUCAACACCUUUCUGUAAUUGAUAAGAACAUUUAGCAACACGAAAUAUAGUUGACCGCUUUAAUACUCACAUCUUUGUGAUGAAAAGCGUCACUCUCAGCUUCAUCUCUAGAACUACUGCAUUCUCCGCGGCUGACGCUUGCUGUCGUCACGUUUGUUGUGACUGGGGGAAAGGUUGACUCCUUUAGUAGUUCUGAUUUAAAAAAUAAAUAAAUAAAAAAAAAAGUUUCCUGUUUGCCGAUGACAUAGAUUAAGUGUACAUUUUUAAAUGUACUAUUGGCUACAUGAGGGGUCACCAACGUUUUUUUCUUGUGAGAGCUACUUUUACAAAAUGAAAAUGGCUACUCGUUUUUGUCACACUUACUUUCAUUGCUUGUUUCAACCCAAACAAAGCACAUACUUGUUUUAGCAGAACAUGAACAAAACGCUGGCAUCCACAACUCAUAAUUUCUAUUUCAGAAUCCUGAAAACCGAAAACCUGAAUGAAAAGGAGGCUCAUGUGGUCGUGGGGGGCUCUCUGGUGACCUCAGGGCUAUGUGGUAGCUGAUUCGAUUGUUCCCCUUUCCUAAGUCAAAACAUAUUUGACUUACUUUUUCAAAAUCGCUGGUGAAACUUUCAGGAUCAGGCGCCUUCAUUGAGGAGACUUUGGAUGCGAGGUCUGCUUGAUGGCGCUCCAGCAGGACCCCAGGCAGUCUGCACAACCGGUGUUCGCCACCGCCGACUUCGGCCGGCAUUCCAGUCCGAUGGAUCCAACCACUUUUCGGGCUAUCCGCCUUAGACCUCCGACUGCCGAGCACACACACACGAGCGCAUGUCCCGCGUUUUGGCUAAUUAGCCGCCGCCCGACCGAUGAUCACAUUGCCUGCCGCA